CCUAAAAUCAGAAGAGCGCUCCCUGCCGGUGUCCUUCCGCCACAGCGCCGAGAGGGACUCUUUGGCGGGGCUUUUGGGCGCCUCAGAGACGCGGCGGAGGAGGAGGCGGAGGAAGAGGCCUUCUUUCCUUCUUUCUUUCCUUCUCCGGCGGAGGCACGAUGUCCCUGGUAGAUUUGGGAAAGAAGCUGUUAGAGGCUGCACGAGCAGGACAAGAUGACGAAGUUCGCAUUUUGAUGGCCAAUGGUGCACCUUUUACUACAGACUGGUUGGGAACAUCUCCACUUCAUCUAGCAGCACAGUAUGGGCACUACUCCACCACUGAAGUGUUACUUAGAGCAGGAGUAAGUCGAGAUGCCAGAACCAAAGUGGACAGGACUCCAUUGCAUAUGGCAGCUUCUGAAGGCCAUGCAUGCAUAGUUGAAGUCUUACUCAAGCACGGUGCUGAUGUAAAUGCAAAGGACAUGCUGAAGAUGACUGCUCUCCAUUGGGCUACAGAACACAAUCACCAAGAAGUAGUGGAACUCUUAAUAAAGUAUGGAGCAGACGUCCAUACGCAGAGUAAAUUUUGCAAAACAGCUUUCGACAUUGCGAUAGACAAUGGAUAUGAAGACCUAGCAGAAAUACUACAGAUUGCAAUGCAGAAUCAAAUCAACACAAACCCAGAAAGUCCUGACACUGUGACGAUACAUGCAGCGACACCGCAGUUCAUCAUUGGACCUGGUGGGGUGGUGAAUCUAACAGAUGACACUGGAAUGUCUGCUGUCCAGUUUGGUAAUUCCUCAACUUCAGUUCUUGCAACCUUGGCAGCCUUAGCAGAAGCUUCAGCUCCACUGUCCAACUCAUCAGAAACACCAGUUGUGGCUACGGAGGAAGUAGUGACUGCAGAAUCCGUGGAUGGUGCAAUUCAGCAGGUUGUGAGUUCUGGAGGUCAGCAGGUGAUUACCAUUGUAACGGAUGGCAUUCAGCUUGGAAAUCUCCAUUCAAUUCCAACCAGCGGAAUGGGUCAGCCCAUUAUUGUGACCAUGCCAGAUGGGCAGCAAGUCCUUACAGUACCAGCAACAGACAUUGCUGAAGAAACAGUCAUCAGCGAAGAGCCGCCAAUGAAGAGGCAGUGUAUUGAGAUAAUUGAAAACCGCGUGGAUUCAGCAGAAAUAGAAGAGAGAGAAACUCUACAGAAACAGCUGGAUGAGGCCAAUCGAGAAGCGCAGAAGUACCGGCAGCAGCUUCUGAAGAAAGAGCAAGAGGCUGAAGCUUGUAGGCAGAAGUUGGAGGCAAUGAAUCGCCUUCAGACGAACAAAGAAGCUGUUUGAACGGCUGAAUUGAAUAAAGCCAGUGAAGGAAACUGCUGUACAAGACGGACCUGUGUUUCACGUGGGUGCAAACCUAGGAUUACAUACUAGAGAAGAUGUUAUGGACUUAAGCCGUGAGUUCGGGUGAAUUUCUUGUAUCAUAAAAAAGAUCCUCAGAAUUUAGACAUUUUUUGUGCAAAAAUAUUUAAAAAGAAAUACUGUAAAUAGCGGGGUUUUUUUACCGUUCCCAAAUUAGUUGCUUACUCUUUUUGAAGGGAUCCACAAACAUGCAAAAGCCAAUGUUUUUUGUGACCUUUUUUUAGUACGAAACUGCAGAAAUACAGAACAGUUUUAAGGGUGACCAUUGUUGAUUUGCACUGACAGUGCAGAAACGAAUUAAUUAUGUGUCAGAGCCAACCCUGAAAGAUAGCAACUUAAAAAAAACAAAAACCUUUUGCGUAAAUACUUUUCCAAGUGGAAAUAAUUUGUACAGCUUUAAUGAAGUGGUUGCCCAGAGUCUCUUGAACUCUUUUUUUUAGAACAAAAAAAUGUAAUUUUUUAAUAUUUAAUUUCUGAUAUAUUUGAUUAGAUUGACAUGUAUAUGAAGCUGAUAUUUUUUAAACUUUUCGGUUUGUACAUAUGCUGCAUGUUUUUUUUUAUAUAAUUUCUAUAUACAUCUUACAUAUUUUUCAGGAAAGAGGAGGGAAAAUUAUGAGAAAAAAAAAGUCAAACGUAUAGAGAAGGCAUGGUCAAACUUGGACCCUCCGGGUGUUUUGGACUUCAACUCCCACAAUUCCUGGCCUCAGGCCCUUUCCUUUUCCCCCUCAGCCGCUUAAGCGGCUGAGGGGGAAAAGGAAGGGGCCUGAGGCCAGGAAUUGUGGGAGUUGAAGUCCAAAACACCCGGAGGGUCCAAGUUUGACCAUGCGUGCUAUAUAGCAGCGGGGAGGGAGGCAAACUGAUUGUUUUUUGGUUUUGUUUUAAUUGGAAUUGGCAUUUCUUUGAGGAAUGUAACCAGGCAGAUGAAGAAAACCAAAACCAGUAUUUAUUUAAUAUGGGAAUUAUUUGGGAUAAUAAUUACAUUAGGAGCUUGAAAUAAUAUUUCCAGUCUAACAGCUCUGGCCCAUGUUUCUGUAAAUUGGCACCAAACAAAGUGCCCAACCAGCCUCCUUUAUUGCGCUGUAACCCAAAAUGGGCCCCAUUUUGUCAGCAUUUAGGGCAGUGGUUCUCAACCUGUGAGUCCUCCAGAUGUUUUGGCCUACAUCUCCCAGAAAUCCCAGUUGUCAGGAUUUUUGGGAGUUGAAGGCCAACACAUCUGGGAAUCCACAUUUUGAGAACCACUGGUUUAGGGUUAAAGAGAAGUUCCCCUCUAUGAAAUCAAGAUCAUAAGCUAAAUAUAAUAGUUAUAGACCAGUGGUUCUCAACUUGUGGGUCCCCAGAUUGGCCUUCAACUUCCAGAAAUCCUAACAGUUGGUAAACUGGCUGGGAUUUCUGGGAGUUGUAGGCCAAAACAGCUGGGAAACCACAGGUUGAGAACCAACUUCUUUAUAGACCAAAAGCAGGUAUGGAUGAGCUGUGCUCACAGAACCAUUUGCAUGAAAACAACAAUGUUUGUAUCGCAUUAGCUAUGCAGACGGCUGAAGAGAGAGGGGAGAAUAAGCUGCUUGACAAGAAAGAAUCCAGAUAUUUGUAUGAAAUAGUUAAUAAUUCACUUCUUUGCUUGUAAACCCAUCAGAGUUAAAUGGGAGUCACUACUGUGUGGCAUGGAAAGAUGGUGGAGGAAAAAGGGUUAGUUAAGCAGAAACCAACUUUUCCCAUUGUGGUCAACUCUGAAUCGCACAUAUGGUAGUUUCUGUGCCUGAGCAGACAGCUUCGGAACCUUCUAGAUAGAGUUGAAAACUAUUGAUCCCCUCAAAAAGUGCAACAUUCAGACGAAGUAGCAGAUUUUUCCUCGUUUGUCUGUCCCCCAGGCACAACAAACAUAACGAAAGGCCAACGUUGUCUGAAUAGCUCGCUGAGCAUGAGGCAUAGCACUUAAAGGCCGAAGUGGCUGCCAUGACAGUUGAAAGGAGAAUACUUAAAGUCAGAAGUCCAGGAAACAGACCAGGUCAGAGUCAGAGAGCGAUAGACAGUCCGGUUUAGUCAGUCAGGCAGUCCAAAAAAGCUAGUCACACAAAUAAAGGUUCUCAGCUGCUGACAGAGCGGCGGAUGAAGAGAACUGAGGCAGUUGCCCCGUCCACUGGCUACUUAUACUCACAAGCGGAGAAUGGGCGGGGCUAACCGCCAGAAACGUUUUCAAAUCUAUCUAGAAGGUUACGAAACUGUCUGCUCAGGUGCAGAAACUACCAUAUGUGCGAAUUCACAGGUGACCACUCGGGAAACUAUGAUUACAGGUAAGCAACCUAUAUUGAUCUGAGUUCCUUCUCUCACUUUUAGUCCCCAUCUAUGCUGCGAUAUAAUGCCAUUUCAGAAUACAGCUCAAUGCAGUUGAACUGCAUUCUGAAAUUGCAUUAUAUGGCAGUGUAGAUUGAUCCAUAUUAUUCUCUUUUCAGGCACCAGCAAUAUAA
Messenger RNA from Anolis sagrei ordinatus, 3853 nucleotides. RefSeq names its product GA binding protein transcription factor subunit beta 1 (gene GABPB1). Lineage: Eukaryota; Metazoa; Chordata; Lepidosauria; Squamata; Anolidae. Gene Ontology annotation, biological process: positive regulation of transcription by RNA polymerase II. Gene Ontology annotation, molecular function: transcription cis-regulatory region binding; protein binding. The record is from RefSeq and is a predicted model, not a curated record. Gene Ontology annotation, cellular component: nucleus.